This is a messenger RNA of Sebastes umbrosus (honeycomb rockfish), 4160 nucleotides long. RefSeq names its product kazrin, periplakin interacting protein b (gene kaznb). NCBI's taxonomy places the organism in Eukaryota, Metazoa, Chordata, Actinopteri, Perciformes, Sebastidae. Gene Ontology annotation, molecular function: protein binding. The coding region runs from base 50 to 2818 and encodes 922 amino acids. The transcript has 18 exons. The record is from RefSeq and is a predicted model, not a curated record.
CCUCACAGGCACACGUUCAGAGAACUUUCUCUCGCGUGCACACACUUACAUGCUGACAAGCAGGCAGGCAGGCAGGCACACCCCCUCCCAUUAUCUGUGCGGCGAGCAAUUGUGCUCAUACUGGUGUGAACAGCGAGGAGCUGUGUUUCGCUCCUCAGCAGCAGCAGCCGUAGCAGCAGGACGGGUCCAGAGGAGAGCAGUCAUCACCAGAGAUCACACAGCAGCUUCUACAACUGAAGCGUGUGCCAGUGGGACAGCCAUGGAGGACACCCUCACCUGCAGCCAUGCCACCUUCUCCCAGGUGUUUGGACGCCAGGGACAGCUCAUGCAAGCCACGGUCCAGUCCCUCAACAGUCUGAACGACCAGAUUGUUCAGUUCAUGGUGACCAGACCGUGUAGCCUGGCUCACGAGGACGAGGCCUUCAUGCCAGGAGAGAGGGACACCUUGAGGAAGUCCAUGACUCUGAUGAGACGCCUGCUCGUGGAUGCUCAGGGGAAAAUCCUUAAAAUGAUGGAGGACAACAAACAGCUGGCACAGAGGAUUGAUGGGGCCAUCCAGUCCGCCAGCCAGGAAGUGACCAACCUCCGCUCCGAGCUCUCCUCCACCAGCCGCAGACUGGCUGAGCUGGGAGCCAGCAGCCCCCCUGCUUUGGAGAACCACCACCAGUACAACCACCACGAUGACAGCCUCCACUACCGGGAUCCAUCAAUGCAUCACAGACAGAAGACGAUGGUGACAGACAUGUGCUACCCGACAGAGAUAUCCAGCCUGAUGGACUUUGGCACCCCAGACUGCUCGCUAGGCAAAGUGUUGUUGCGUGAGGAGGUGGCCCAGCUUCAAGAGGAGGUCCACCUGCUGAGGCAAAUGAAGGACAUGUUGAGUAAGGACCUGGAGGAGACCCAGGGAGGUUGCUCUGCCAAUCUGCUCUCAGCCACCGAGCUCCGUGUACAGCUGGGUGACAAGGAGCAGGAGCUGGACCGUGCCAAGGAGGCCUUACAAGCUAUGAGAGCUGACCGUAAGCGUCUAAAAGUGGAGAAGGCAGACUUGGUGAGUCAGAUGCAGCAGCUGUACACAACACUGGAGAGCAGAGAAGAACAGCUGCGAGAAUUCAUACGCAACUACGACCAACACAGAAAGGAGAGCGAGGAUGCAGUGAAAGCCCUGGCAAAGGAGAAAGACAUGUUGGAAAGGGAGAAGUGGGACCUGAGGAGGCAGACCAAAGAGGCCACAGAGCAGGCCAACAUCCUGCGCACUCAGAUGGACAUGAAGGAGAACAGGGUCAAAGAACUGGAGGCUGAGCUCACCAUGGCAAAGCAGUCUCUAGCCACCUUGACAAAAGACGUACCGAAACGCCACUCGUUGGCCAUGCCUACAGAGCCCGUGAUGAACGGCAGUCAGGAGUGGGUGAUGCAGGCCGACCUGCCGCUCACUGCCGCCAUUCGUCAGAGCCAACAGACCCUCUACCAUGGACACACCACGGACAGACAGGCUGUGGUCAGGAUCAGCCCCUGCCACUCUCGCCAGCCCUCCGUCAUCUCCGACGCCUCGGCAGCCGAUGGAGACCGCUCGUCCACGCCAAGCGACAUCAACUCACCUCGUCACCGGACCCACUCCCUCUGCAAUUCUAUGGAGGAUCUGGAGGACCAGAAGCGUAAGAAGAAGAAGGAGAAGAUGACUCUGGGAUCCCUGUCGAGGGUGUUCGCUCGAGGCAAGCAGCGCAAGUCACUGGACCCCGGCCUGUUUGAUGACUCUGACAGCCUCACACAGCAGAGCCUGUCUGACGGAGAGGAGCAGCUGGACCGCCUCCAGCAGGCCGAGCUCACUCGAAACACAUGCAUGUCGCUGUGGAGGGCAGGUGCGGUCCAGGCCUGGCUGGAGGUUGUCAUGGGGAUGCCCAUGUACAUCCGAGCCUGCUCUGAAAACGUCAAAAGUGGCAAGGUGCUGCUGGGCCUGACAGAUGAGGAUUUGGAGCUGGGUCUGGGUAUCAGUAACCCCAUUCAUCGCAGGAAACUGAGACUGGCCAUUGAGGAUUACAGGAGAGCUGAAGGGGAACAAGGACUAUCGAAGGCAUCCGAGAUGGACCAUCACUGGGUUGCAACAUCGUGGCUGAGUGACGUGGGGUUGCCUCAAUACUCGCAGACCUUCCAGACUCAUCUAGUGGACGGGCGAGUGCUGAACUCUCUGAGCCGCAGAGACCUGGAGAGAUUCCUCAACAUCGGCGACCAGUUCCACCAGACCAGUCUGCUCCUGGCAAUCCAGCUCUUGCAGAUACACAGUUUUGAUAAAGAGGCCCUGCAGGCACAGCGGGCCAAAUGUGAGCACCAAGACCGGGAACCCAUUGUUUGGACAUGUCACAGAGUAAUGAAGUGGAUCAGAGACAUAGACCUCAAGGAGUUUGCUGACAAUCUUCAGGGUAAAGGGAUUCAUGGAGCUGUGAUGGCUCUGGACCCGUCCUUUGACACAGACGCCAUGGCCAAAGCCCUAGGGAUCCCCAGCAACAAACACAUGCUGCAUCGGCACCUGUACGAAGAGAUGAAGUCACUCGCCUUCCCUCACAGCAGUGCAGAGCAGAGCAGUGAAGUUAUGGGUUCCUCUUCGCCUUUGGCCGUUAACCGCUUUGCUGAGGAGAGGGUGUCGAUGAGAAGAUCAGCCAAGAGUCCGCUGAGGUUGCGUGCAAACAACCACUCUGUGGAGCGAAGUCUGGGCUUCCACGGCAGCUGUGGCUCUCUGCCCAGAGAGGCCCGAGUUCAGGCCGUUCCUCGGGCCAGAGGCAGUCCGAUGCACACCUACAAGAGUGUUGAAAUCACUAACGUGUGAACCAGCCUCAGCCAUCCAGAUCGCUCACGUUGUAGCUAUUGUUUACAUUGUUAUUGUAUUAUAGUUCUUUACUACUGAGAGUGACCUACACUCAGCAUCGCUGGACUUUUAGGAGGAAGUUGUCUUAAAUGGGUGUACCACUUGAUUCAAUAAUUCAAAUGUGUCAUUAUUUGUGGCCGAUAUAAGAAUAACACAUCCUCUGAACAGAAACAAAGUUCACUUUUGACCUGAUGGGGUUGCUGUAAAUAAAAUAGAAGAGGAAGAUGAUUUUAUGGACAAAGUCAAUUUUGUUUUUUUCCAACUAAAUGUCCAAAUGAGUUUUAUAUUAUGAGUUUAUAGAAGGCUGAAGAAUAAUCUACAAAACGAACUGAACACGGUGUUGUUCUCCUUUGAUGCCUUAUUUGAAAUAGAUCCCACAGCACUGUCGUUUACCACUUUUAUUCUCUUUCAACUGCUUCUAACAUGUCAGAAAAUUAAUAAUUAUGCUUGAGAUGUAGGAAAAAAGUCAUUAUAACAUAUCACUGUUAAUCUUCUGAGGAGACCUGAACUGUGUCAGGUCAGCAGCUCUACAUACACAGUAUGAGUGAGAUGACAAUUAUUAAUAUUACUGUAAUAGACCGUAGUUUAAAACAACAUUAAAAGAUAUGACUUUUGGACAUAUGGGGGAGCUAGAAAUAGCAAAAAGUACAACUUUUAUGAUUCUAGCACACAAGACAAUCUCACUUUUGAAAACUGGUAAAAAAAUCUUCUCAUUGGUGUUACAUAAUAUAUUAAUUUAAGUAAAGAACUGAAGUUUUGGUUUUUCAUUUGAAUGUUAAUGUUGAGAGAAGUUCUUUAACAAAACUCAUUGAAUGUUGGGUUUGAUGUGUAAAAAUUCAAGCAAAUUAUCUCCACAUGUUUAUACUGUAAAAGCACUGAAGAAAAGGCAAUUCUGUUACUUGUAUUUUGAACUCAAUGGAGAGAAUGUAAUAGUAUAUUUUGUACAGUUUAAUCAUGUUUUAUAACACGCAGCUGUGUAAAGUUUGUUCCUGAGCAUGAAAACACACGUAUGAAAUGUCACAGGGCCACACUGUGUGCAGCCGAACGCCUGAGGUAAACCCAAAUAGCAGAAAACAGGUUUGUCUACCGCUAUCUGGGCGUCUCCUUCAGCCACCAACAGUUAAGUUAUUAAAGCGGGAAGAUUAGACCAGUUCAAACCUGUAUGGAAACACAAGGGAAGGACUGUUUGCUUUUAACACCAGUGUUAAUAUGACCUUUACUGUCUCUCUUCACACUGCAGCUGUUCUCUGAGCUUUUCAUGUACGCCAACAUUAAAGAUGAAAUUAUUGUCAACUCAUAUACA